Molecule: messenger RNA, 1113 nt
Organism: Acaulospora colombiana
Lineage: Eukaryota; Fungi; Glomeromycota; Glomeromycetes; Diversisporales; Acaulosporaceae
Source: the annotation of a GenBank genome assembly
UUGGAGAAAUGGCGUGGUGAGCUCCUGCCAUUCUCCAUCAUCUUGGGCGAGUUGUUGGCGGGGUUACCCUUCCAGAACGCAUACGAGCGGAAGAACCUGGGUCUAUCAACAUACAUCUGCAAACUAUUAGCUUUCAUCGAGAGAAUGACGAUCCAAAAAGUGGCUCAUGACUUGGGCGGCGAGCAGCACCUCGAGCACACCGAGGCCGACCAGAGAAUGUUCGUUAUCGAGGCAGGGGAUCCAAUUCUUGAAAAACCAGGCGGGGAAUCCAGUUUCAGACAUGAAGAGGACGACGCAUUCUGGCUGGUUUGGGACGCUCGAUCCCCUGUGGGUUCCACCGUCAGCACAGGCGCCACAAAGACGAGGCCAGAUGAAAAAUCGAGCAAAAAUAUGCAACACUCACUCGAUGAUGAUAAUGUUGGCAAUAAAGACGAAGAGGAGCGAGAGCAUGGAAAAGAAACGCAGAGCGUUGAGGAGGAAGAACUUGGGCUUGGAGGGGAUAGACAGCAUGGCCAGCAAGGUGUACGCGUUGGAUUACUCGUGAAAAGGUGUGAAAAGAUAAACUGGGAGCUUCGGCUGAAGGAGAGGAGGAAAGAGCGCACGAUCGCGGCUUAUAAGGUCACCUGUGGACCCCCAUUCAGUCCGCAGGGCACGGCCUCAAUCGAUCACCAUGCCCAUCUCGAUGCUUCUUGGAUCCCGGUGAUCACGCCGCCACCCGGUCACUCCGUCAAGCCACUUCCUCCGUUCAUUUCCGAGCCCUUGUCGUCAGCAACAACGCCCAUUGUUCUAUCCGACAGCAGCGGCGGCGGCGCGGGUCAAUGUAGUACUCACAACAUGAUUCAGUCCGACCUUUUGUGCGUGUGGACAGAAUUUAGACGAUUUGCCCUGUCAAUGCAUUCAGUCAAGAGCACGGCCGAGAAUCGCUAUUAUUCACCCUACAACCACGGUCAGCCAUUUGUUUCACCGACGUUUCCAAGAAUAUCAUGCGUACCAAACGAGUGCAUAUUUAAAGUUCGGAACAAGAGACCGGUGUAUCCCGAGGCAAACACCUUGACAAGGCCAAUCUCCUUUACGAUGGGCGGUGUUGGUGACCCUGGUGAGCCCAAGAACUAA